UGAAGAAUAGAAAAUGUUCGUUUGUUUCGUUCCCAUUUUCGAAAAUAGCAUUUUAGCAUACGGGCAUUGAAGGAAUUUGUUUGAAGACUGUCAGUCGUUUCCCAAACGCGACGCAACGCGACGCAUUACGCGAGAGCGAUCCAACCGAACCAACUAUAUAAAAAUAAAUCUCAUCUAAAAAAAAAAAGAAAGAAAAACAAAAAUAAAAACAAAAACAAAUUUAAACAGCAAGCUGUGCCAAAAAUUUCAAAAUUAGAGUAGAAUAUAAUAGUAAUCUGUGUUUGUGUGUCUUUCUCUUGUGUUGUAAAUAAUUUGUGCCCAAAAAUCUGCGGAAAAACUUAUCAAAAUCAAAGAAAAACAUGUCCACAAUCAAUGCUGGGCGCAAAGGAAGCGCCCAGUUGGAGGUAAUGCACAAGGCGGGUUGGAAAAUCGAUGAGAAUGAGAAAGCCUGCUAUAUAGACAUUGAUGAGGAUGAUGAUGAUGCCAAUGAUGAAUUAGAUGAAUCGAAGCGAGUUUAUUCCAGAUGGUCUGAACUUCCAAAUCUGGUGCUGGAGGACAUUUUUGCCUAUCUCUCGCCCAAGGAGCGUUACUAUGCCAGUCUGGUUUGCCGACAAUGGUAUAGCGCCUUUUAUUUACCCACUGUGUGGCACAACUUUGUGGUGGACGAUCGAACGUUGACGCGUCCAAGGUACAACUACUACUCGGGUUGGCAAUACUGUUUGGAUCAUAUGCGAACCCAAAACUGCCUAGCACGAAUCGGUAAACACCUCAGAGGCAUCGAGUUUCGUCCCUGGCAUAGCUUCAACAACAUCUAUCAGUUUAUGACGUUGCUGUCGUGGAGCAUCGAUAAGGGUCUCGAACAUCAUCCGCAGUCGGAAUUAAUUGGCAUGGGUCAACGCAUACGUUCGUUGGUCUAUCACUUCCCAUGCAACAUGUCGCAGCCCAAUGAUCCCGAAGGCAUCAAGCUCUUUGGCACUGGGGGACAACUGUUGAAGGGUCUCAAGGAGCUGCUGCUGCGUCUCACGGAUCUGCACACUCUCAAAUUGGUCGAUUUUGUGCUGGAACGUUUCGAGGCGAAUCAUUUGCUGGACGAAGUCGUUUGUAGUUGUUGCACCAAAAUGCGUGUCCUCAAUCUGGUGAAUGUGACCACAGUACAUUGUCCCAUUAUGCAUGUGGGAUUGUUUCUCAAUUUAAGGGUGCUCACCAUAUCGCCGCAGAACAUAGACGACGAUGUUCUCUCACUUCUGGCGGAUACAAAGUUGCGACAUUUGCAUUUGCUGCAAAACUCUUACACGCCCAAUCACCUGACGAUUACCGCCUGCGGUGUCAAGGCCUGGCGCAGUCUGAAGGUCACAAAUCCCAGACUGCGAGUUCAUCUGCGGCUGGAGAAUAUGGUGGAUGGUGAGGUGGUGAUGCAGCCGGAGGCGCCAGUGCACAGCAUAACCUAUUGGGCGCCAAAAUCACGUAUACGCACUGAAUUAGUAAUACGCAUGGUGGAUCACUACAAAAAUACACUGGCCGUCUAUGGACACGAGCUGUUGCCCCGUUUUAGCAGUCCGAAGCCGUUUCACAAUCGCAUUGAUAGCCUGCUGCUGUUGAUGUGCCGUCAGUGCUUUAAUCUGGACACAUUGAUCAUACGUGAAAAGGUGUCCACAUCUACACUCUUGUUGAUUGCCCGCACCGCCAAAAACUUGCAACAGUUGCACGUGAGACGCUUCGCUGUCAUCUUGAGAUGCGACUGGCCGAGGCAUCCGGAGUGGAGCAAUGACUUCUAUUUGUGGCUGAAGCGCAACUCUCGCUCCUACGAGACUGUCGAGCGAGAGAUCUCUCAGAUCUUGGGCUACAAAUGGAAUCUGCUCAGCGAUCGCGAGUUUAAGCAGCUCACGGUUAAUGUAAAGUCAGGGGCGUGACUUAAACAUAAUAUCUAUGAUAAUACUGCGACUUGUGAUAAAAAAAGGUGUAGAGCUUUAUUAGUUAUCAACAAUUUGCUAAGCUAAAUAAAGCAAAUAUUUAUUGAA
This is a messenger RNA of Drosophila innubila, 2018 nucleotides long. RefSeq lists its product as uncharacterized. The record is from RefSeq and is a predicted model, not a curated record. The transcript is spliced from 6 exons. The coding region runs from base 360 to 1910 and encodes 516 amino acids. Gene Ontology annotation, molecular function: protein binding. NCBI's taxonomy places the organism in Eukaryota, Metazoa, Arthropoda, Insecta, Diptera, Drosophilidae.